AUAUAUCAACAUGAUCAAUUUAUUACAAGGAGACUCGAACAGGAUAAACUUCAUCUUAAUUCUUUCAUAAUAUCCAAAUUCUCCAUAACGUAAUCAGCUAUACAUAGACAUAAGGUUGAAGGUUUCGAGUGAAUUUUCUUUUUUUCUGAAAGAUUCCACAAUCUUUGGCAUGGUCAGUGAUUGGUGGAGGUAAUAUUCAGUGAUAAAGGAAACCUAGAAGGAUUAUCAGAGUAGUAGCAAAGGAUAAAUUCAACGAGCUGUAAAGACAGCCAGAGUCAAUAAGGAUGUCUAAUUCAGGACAACCAAACGGACCUCCAAGUGCUGGAAUAAACACACAACAAAAUUCCCAAGGACCUUCACAAUCAGGUUCACUGAUGUCUCAACAAAAUCUAAAUCAGAUUGUAAGUCCUCCUUCUCAUUUUAUUCCAGCACUCUCUGUCAAUAUUAUCAUCAAAUCAUUCCACGUUCUAUUCAAAUCUUUUUCCACAAACAAGUACCUUCUCUUGAGAUCCUAUCAGUGCAAAUGCAAGUAGCCUUAGCACAGUUUGUAAUGGAAACCAAAUAUGAACAAAUUAGUCACGUGUCAUCAUUGGAUACGGGACACUGGACACAGGAUACCAACAACUGCCUCUUCAAACAGACGUUUACUUGAUUGUAUUUGGUUGAAUUAGGAGAACCGCAACGGAUGUCUUGUCCAAUCAUCUUCUGCACUAUAUGUCCAUAUGCAUACCAUAGUGCAAUAGUUUUUGAAAGAUUGAUGUUUAUAGUUGGUUUCAACAUUAAAAAGACUAAAUGUUUGAGAAGAAGCUCCGGUGAAGGAGAUCAAUAUUUCAAGUUCUUUUUUCUAAAACAGUGCAUUUUGAUCUAAGGCCCGAUCCCUCUUCGGACCUAGCGGCCUUCUAUGCCGUGUUUCUUAUUCUGUUUAUCGUCAAAUCAACAAGAUCCUAAAUCAUAAUUUGUUCAUUCGCUUCCAUUUGACAAAUAUAUUUCUGCUGCUACUUGCAGUGCUUGUUUUUUUACUUAGUUUUUCUUCAAAGUCUUAUUAUAAAACAUCAUCCCAAACUUCUUGCAAUAGAUUUCUGUCAUUACGUCUGAACCUUCAGGUCAAAUCAUGCAUACUACAUCACAUCCCUCUACAUCACGUUCAGUGCCAUCUGGUGCUCCACAUCUUGGUACCACCAAGCUUACAGUAACUGCUCAUCCUCCAAGUACUGCGGCUCCAUGCCCUGCCAUUUCCCUCAUUUCAAUGCCUUCUCGUGUUCCAAGUUUCACUGCUCGAAGUGCUGGUGUUUCAAGUCCUCCGCUUCCUGCCAUGAACCAAAUACCAGCACCUUCACAUAUAAUAUUUUUCCUAUCAUCCACCUGCACUCAUUUAUGGCUCCCCAUAUCCUCCUCUUUUUGGUUCAUCGCGUUAUGCGCCUAUUGCAUUUGCUUUGAGCAGGAAUAUUCUGCUAGCAUCUACUAAUCCAUUGUUCAACGAUCCACAGGUUAUCGAGUAUCUCGUCAAGAAGGGAUACAAUCGGACGGAGCAAAUGCUACGUUCAGAAUCCGCCAAUCUUGAUAGAGAUGGAAAGCCUAUUCAAGAACGUGCAGAGGAUCUUGGUACGGCAAAAUACGCAAAAGGAUUUCGAUUAUUGAGUAAUUGGAUUGAGUCUAACUUAGACAUUUACAAGGUGAGCAAAAACUCUUCCAGCUCACAACAUUGGUUACUUUAACACCAUUAUCACAGUUUGAGUUACGCAGACUCCUUUGGCCUAUCUUUGUUUAUUCAUUCAUUGAGCUCAUAACAAGUAACUAUGCAAGUGAUGGAAAAGCUUUUUUGAAUGAGUUCAAAGAUCAGUUCCAACAAGUUCACGCAGAUGAGCUCACUACCUUUGAGACAAUCAGCUUGCCACAACAGAUUAAUGAUAACUCUAUCACGAAGCUUUAUCUAUCCUCAAAGUACCGAAUACCUCUCAAUACCCAUGUUUACUACAACCUCAUUACCCAUCUUGAAUCAAACAGCAAGAAAGGAGGAUCCGUUAUCAUUUAUUUGUUACAGACAUACUGCGAAAUCCAAGAAACCAAACGAGGACCCAUUGAUCAAUUUAGUUUCGAGGCUAUAAUAAAUCAAGCACAUGGUGUUGAGACAGAAGAGUCCGAUCUUCAAGAAGGAAUUCCCGGUGCUUUUACUGGAGUUACAAACAAGGACAUUGCAGACAAUAAUGCCAGGUUGUUACUGGGCCCAUUGUCAUUGGAGGAGGAUCUAUCUGCAGAUGUUCGCGCAGAACUUGAUGAAGAAGAUGCCAAGAAUCCACCUGAGCCCGGUAGGCCAUCCUUGGUAGAAUUGUUUGAUCAAAGUAUCAAGCGUGAGGAAGGCAGUGAAGGACCUAGCCGCAACGAUAUUCCUUACCCUCCUUCUCGUGCUAAGGAUGUAACCAUGGAAGUUCAAAAGAUCAAGGAAUAUCGGGAUAGAUUCAAGAUUGAGAGUCGAAGCGGUGGUGUUGGUCCUGCAGUAUCGAUUUGCAUGUUUACUUUUCAUAAUACUCUUGAUACGUAAGUUGCCACAGCCGAGAUUUUUCAGUAAAUACUAAUGUUUGACCAGAAUUACCUGUAUCGAGUUUUCCGACGACAAUAACUUGGUUGCUGUUGGUACUGAGGAAUCUUACAUUCGUGUUUGGCAUCUACAUGGCGAACCAUUGUCAAGUGAAACCAAAGCAGGUCCAAAUGAUCCACCACCAUCCAACUCUCGUCGUCUAAUUGGUCAUUCCGCACCUGUUUAUGCUGUGUCAUUCUCUCCUUCAAUUCGAGGUGCAGAUGAUACUGAUACAUCUACUGCUCCUAAAUUACUUCUUUCUUCCUCCUCAGAUAGAACAAUCCGUCUUUGGUCACUCGAAGCAUGGGCCUGCGUCGUUGUAUACAAAGGUCAUGAAGGUCCAGUAUGGAAUGUAAAGUGGGGACCAUUCGGUCAUUACUUUCUAAGUUGCGGUCAUGAUCGAUCUGUUCGUAUUUGGGGACAAGAUCAUAUCUCAUACCUUCGAAUGUUCAUUGGUCAUGAUUCUAACGUCAAUCAAAUCGCCUGGCAUCCAAACGGAGCAUAUGUUUUCUCGGCUAGUGAUCAAGCUGAUAAAACUGUUCGUAUGUGGUCUUUCACAACUGGUGAAUGCGUUCGUGUUUUCACUGGUCAUACCGACACCAUCAGUGCUCUCCAAUGCGCUCCGAAUGGCAAGAUUCUAGCAUCUGCCGAUUCAGGUGGAAGUAUCAUUCUUUGGGAUCUUGCAAAAGGAUCACAAAUCAAGCGUUGCAGAGGUCAUGGAAAAGGUGGAAUUUGGUCUCUAUCAUUUAGCGUCGAAUCCACAGUCUUGUGUUCGGGUGGUGCUGAUGGUACUGUUCGUCUGUGGGAUAUUGAAGUCCCUACUGAUCCAUACAAAAACAAUGAUGGAGAAAUCGUCGGUACAGGCGGACAAGCAGAUGCAACUCGAGUUACGGGAGCCAUUGCCGGUGCUCAAGUCAAUCCAGCCACUGGUUCUUCCAAGAAGAAAGGCAAGGAAACAAUGAUCACCCCUGAUCAAAUCGCUGCAUUCCCGACCAAGCGCUCACCAGUUUACAAAGUCAUGUUCACAAGGAUGAAUUUGGUUAUGGCUGGAGGAUGUUAUUUACCUUAGUACUUAUCAACGUUUCCCGAGGGACUGAUUAUUUCACUACGAGGCGUAUAUUUCACGAGGGAGGAAGUCUUUCAUCAAAACUGUAAUUGGGACAUUUACUUUUUUGUCUUUUCCAUUCCCAAGAAUAUCUUCGUUUUUUUGAAAGGAAUAAAUUGAGAGUGGAUUUUAUAAAGAAAAUGACGUAUAAUUAUUCAAAUCAGAAAUGACGAUAUCAAGAUUU
Molecule: messenger RNA, 3864 nt
Organism: Sclerotinia trifoliorum
Lineage: Eukaryota; Fungi; Ascomycota; Leotiomycetes; Helotiales; Sclerotiniaceae
Source: the annotation of a GenBank genome assembly